Messenger RNA from Bicyclus anynana (squinting bush brown), 4308 nucleotides. RefSeq lists its product as uncharacterized. Lineage: Eukaryota; Metazoa; Arthropoda; Insecta; Lepidoptera; Nymphalidae. Bases 156 to 722 code for a protein of 188 amino acids. Gene Ontology annotation, biological process: maturation of SSU-rRNA from tricistronic rRNA transcript (SSU-rRNA, 5.8S rRNA, LSU-rRNA). The record is from RefSeq and is a predicted model, not a curated record. Gene Ontology annotation, cellular component: nucleus. The transcript has 4 exons.
AUGAAUUGUAAUUUGAGGUUAAUGAAUUGUAAUUUGUAAUGUAUUUUACAUGUGUUUGUAUACCAAAACAUGUUCCAAGUUCUCACAUAAACAUGUAAUUUAGUCCAAUCGAUAGAUCAAUAAUAUUGUUCUGGAAGUGAAAUAUAUGUGCAAAUAUGUUGUACGACGAAUUCAAACCUAUAGUGGACCUUGUUUUUAAUAACUGGACCGCCUUGCAAUUGGCAGUGGAACAUGGUAUGGGUGCACCGGGAGGAGAAAAGACAGCCCAACUCAUGUCUGUUUAUGUAGCAAGGUACUGUGUGGAAAAUGUAUCAGACAGGGAUGACUUAACAGAAGUUUUAGAGGAUUUGAUGGAUGAAGAGUUUGAGACUGUGUGCCAUGAUAAUUCACCUAAAGAAGUUGCAUCUCUGCUUCUCUUGUACCUUGGUCUGCUAAAGGAGGGCAGACAUGAAGAGCUUAGAGAUAUCUUAGACCAAAUGCCCAAAACACAGAAAUGGCUUAGUGAACCAAUACACAAGUCUGUGCCACCUCAAUGUCAUGGCAACCCAGAUGAUGACACAACUAGUAGCAGCGGUACAGACGGCAGCGACAGUGAAGAAGGAGGAGAUAGAGAAGAAAACGGAGAAGUGGCAGCUUGUUCGACAGCAAACGAUAAACCUGAGCCCAUGGAUGAAGAUGCUGACCCUGGGUGGACUGUUGUGACUACACGCAGGAGGAAAUAAGAGUACCAUAUUCACUUUUUUACCUAAUAAUACAAAAAAUUACACUCCAUGUCACAUGACAUAAUGAGUAAGGGCAAUGCUGUGUAAAGAUGAAUGCACACUUAUCCUACCAAACAAGUUGAACUUAGUUACUUAACGAAUUUUAGAAAUCUGUAUCUAACGAAUUUUAGAAAUUCAGAUGAUUACAUGCCACAAGUGUGUGAGGUUUCAUGAGAUUUCAUAUACAGAAAUAAUUUUGUUUGACUAGUUCAACAUGUUAGGUUCAGAUAAGUAUGCAUUUACCUUUAGUGUAUUUUAUUGUGUUGCCACAACAUACUAAUAGGGCAGAAGCCUUGCAAUGAUCUGCAACAUAACAUAAUCCUAUUUUACUAAAAGAUGUGUACAAGUUUCACUUUUUAUUUUUAUUUUUUAAAAGAAUAUUUGCCUAAGAAUAUGAUAAAUAUGGCAAAUAUUAUUUUUUAAAAACAAAAAAAAAAUUACAUCAUCAUCAAAAUGAGUUUACUAUCCAAUUAAAUGAUGGAAUCACUGCAUUGAGUGGCAGUUAGUCACUGAGCUGGUCUGAGUUUUAAAAUAAAUGGAUGAUGAAAAUGUUUAAAUUUAAUUUCAAAACAAUAAAAAUGGAAAACAAGUGUCCAAAUUAUUUUUUUAUAUUAUUGUCAUCUAUUUGUCAUUCAACUUGUUAUCAAUUUAAUAUGAGUUCAGUUUAUUAUUACUUAUCCUAAUCAGUCCUACACAAUUUUUUUGUGAAAUAUUACUAAACAUUUUUGAAAAUAUAACAUCAAUUUUCUAUUACAACUGCAAAAAGGUAACAAUCUGUGCAGUAUAAUGAAUUUUUAUUAUUGAAAUAAUAAAUAAUAUUAUCAAAAAUAUAACAGUAAAACUUAUUAAUAUAAGUAUUAGUAGUAUUGUUACGAGUAAAUGUCUGAUUUUGUUUUUCAUAUAGAAGAAGCACAAUAUUUGUUUCAAUACAAUUUUGUUUUUAUUAGAAGUCACCACUGAUUUUAAAUAAAGCCCACGUUAAAUUAAAAUUACGCAAACACAAUUAGUUACACAUUAGAUAGUUGCACAAUAGUAGAGUUUGGUAACUUUAUGGGUGUUGUUAAUUUUUUUUAAAUAUAAAACUGUCAUCAAUGUAAUUGUUAAAGAUUUAGAUUGUUGAUACGUCUAUGUUAAAUUGUAAAAAAAUAAAGCACAUGUAUUUAAUUAACACACACUAAAUUACCUAUUUGUUAUGUUUGAAUGGGAGCAUUGGUUGUCAUAGUGGCUCACUAACAGACGCCAUGGUUUCCCGUGGGAAUAUAGGGAUAAUGUAUGGCCUAUAGCAACCGGGGAUAACGUAGCUUCCCAACAAUGAAAGAAUUUUUGAAAAUGGUUCAAUAGUUUCAGAGCCUAUUCAAAGCUAACGACCGAACAAUCAAAUCUUUCUUCUUAUAUAAUAUAGCGGACGCCCGCGACUUCGUCCGCGUAAAAAUUGAUGUAAACUUCUCUACCUCUACCUUACCCUGCUCGUAAACCUACCCAACCCUACCCUACCCCUACCUUACUCCUACCCUACCGCUAACCCUUCCCUCCCCCCACCUUACCCUACCCUAACCCUACCCGUAACCUAUCCAUACCCUAUCCUAGCCUACCCCUAAUCUACCCCUACCCUACCCCUACCUUACGCCUACCCUACCGCUAACCCUAACCCUUCCCUACCCCUACCUUAUCCCUACCCUAACCCUACCCUACCCGUACCCUACCCCUACCCUACCCUACCCCUAUCCUACUUUUCCCCUACCCUAUACGUUCCAUAUCCUUCCCCUACCUCUACCUUGCCCCUACCCUACACUACCCCUACCUUAUCCGUACCCUACCCUACCCUACACUUUCCCUAAAUUACCCCUACCCUACCUCUGUCCUACCCCUUCCCUACCUCUAUACUAUCCCUACCCUCAGCAAAAUUGGUCCAGCCUUUUGUGCGUGGUGCAAUGACCAAAAGACUAUAAUUUCCCAAGCGACUUCUAUGCUAAUACUAUAAAGAGGUAAAGUUUGUGUGGUUGUCGGGGGUAAUCUCUGGAUCUACUGGACCGAUUUGGAAAAUUCUUUUACCAAUAGAAAGCUACAUUAUUUGCGAGUGUCAUAGGCUAUGUUUGGUCCUCAUAUUCAUACGGGAACGGGAACCACGUAAUUGAAACCGCGGGGCGUCAUAUAGCGGCAUUUCUGCGACUUUCAGAAAUUUUGUAUUAUCUCCGAAACUAUAUAACUAAUUAACAUACUGUAAAGGGCAAAUCUUAUCUCUAUAAUAUCCUUGUGAUUAUUAAAUCAUUUAUUUUGAUAAGGAUUUAAGUUUAGUUGUGUAAAUAAUGACGUAAACCUUAGUUUAAAAUUUAAAUAAUUUAUUAAAGUACUAAAGGUACUAUAUCUGCUAAAAUAUAAAAGAUAGAUAUAUAGUGUCGCGGACUUAUUUGUAGAACUUUUAAGGCUUCAAAAAGCCUCCAUACAUUUAUUUCAGUUAUACGCAAUGGUUGAGGCAGCGCAUGCGAAUAAGUAAGUUUUUCGGUCUGACCUGUAAGAGAAAACCCGCGAUAUCUCAGUAGUUAUAUAUGAUAGAAAUAUAAAAUAUAGCCUAUAGCACUCCCCGAUAACGUAGCAUUCUACUGGUGAAAGAAUUUUUAAAAUCGGUCCAGUAGUUCCGAAGAUUACCCCAUUUCAAAAAAUUGUUACAAACUUACAAACUUACAAACUUUACCUCUUUAUAAUAUUAGUAUAGAUAAGAUAACUUUAAACUGGAAAAUAUUGAUAAAAUAUCCUUAGAUUAACUAGUAAACUAUAUCUACUGUUAAAACUAUGGAAUAAUCAGACAUAUCUUCAAUUGAAAUCUUUGAUUAAUUGUUUUAAAUUAUCAUCUCAUCAUAAUAAGUAUGCUGACUACAGAUUUCCUGUUCAUAUAUAUUAAUUGUAUAUUUACAUGUUUAGAAAACUUUCACAUUGGGUUAUUCUGUUUUUCAGUAAAUUUAAUGUUAAACAAUUAUGUUUUAUUUAUUAACAGUGUUUUACUGCAAUGUCUUGUGAGUUUGUUCCAUAUGUAGGUACUUGUAUUAUUAUGUGGUAUGCUCUACAUAUUAUGUGUCUAUAUUUUGUAAAGUUGUUAUUUAUUUAUAAGGGAGUUCAAAAAUUGAGAGGUUUUUGAUUUCAUCAGAUAUUACUCAAGUGUCAAUAAUUUAUUAUUUCUAAAAUAUUAUUAAACUGAAAGUUAUAAUUCCUAAUAAGCAACAUUUAAUAAUUAGAAGAUAUUAUUCUCUUGAAAUGUCUUCUGCUAUUAAAUAGAUUUAAUUUAGAUUUGAGAAUCUAUUUGUAAUAUUUUUACCUGUGAAAAAUGUUAUCUUUAAAACUGGUGAACUAGGAAAUUUGCAGCCGAAUUUUAUACCUACAUUUAAUUCAUAAACUAACAAAUUGUAAUGCAAAAUGUAGCAUUUUAAUGUAGGUAGUGUAACUGAUUAUAAAUAUACCACUGUAGAAUUUAUUUUGUACUGUUUAAAUAAAAAUUGUUGUAAGUUUAUUUUAUCAACCACUUUUAUUUAUUAAAUAAAUGUGCUAAAUGUUG